Olea europaea var. sylvestris is the source of this 639-nucleotide messenger RNA. Its product is annotated as 2S albumin-like. The coding region runs from base 16 to 441 and encodes 141 amino acids. The transcript has a single exon. The record is from RefSeq and is a predicted model, not a curated record. NCBI's taxonomy places the organism in Eukaryota, Viridiplantae, Streptophyta, Magnoliopsida, Lamiales, Oleaceae. Gene Ontology annotation, molecular function: nutrient reservoir activity.
CCCACAAAAUUCACAAUGGCAAAGCAGACAAAUAUUGCUGCUCUCCUUUUGGUUCUCUUGGGCUUAGCCGCCGCCGUCACAACCACCAUGACAACCACCACAAUGGAGGAGAAGGAGAACACCGGAAAGUUCCCUCAAUGCCGGCAACAGGUGGAGGGACGCGAUUUCCGCUACUGCCAGAUGUUCUUGAUGCAAAGAACCACUUAUAAUGAUGGAACUUUGUUGAAUAUGGUUGUCACUAGCACCAACCGCCGUGAGCAACCAAUAUUUAAGAAGAAAUGCUGCGAACAAUUGCGUGGCAUUAAUUCGCAGUGCGUGUGCGACGCGGUUAGGCACAUGGUGAAGCAGCAGAAGGGUGAGAAAACGGAGAAGAUGAAGAAGAAAGCUUCGAUGCUUCCUCGUAUGUGUAAUAUAAGAAAACAACCCUGCCCUAGGUACUAAACAGGCACAUCAGUGAUCAGUUCAUAGUUAAGUUUAUUUUCGUACCUUUUAAUUAGAGGUCAGGUCAAGCCUCAUCCUAAGAAUCUUUUUUAAUAGUUUUUAUGGCGUGUUUAGGGAAAAAAUAAAUUUCAAAAUUUUAUCUAUUUCUCUACUGAUUUCUAUCAUUUUCUCAAUCUAUUAAUAAGAGUUCUUUAAUUU